AUGGCGAACAUGGACCCGGAGAACAUCACUCUCCAGGAUGCUCUCAAAGCCACGAGCGAUCUCUACCUCCGGCGCUUGCCGCAACACAUCCAGGUAGGACCAAUGCCGAGAGGUAUCGUUAGUCCCCUUGUGCUACCACUUCGUGAUCUCAAUCCGUCCGCACAGCAAAUGAAGCACUGCUUUGACCUCAUCUACGACUACACAGGCAACAUCUCCACGGAUGCCUUGGCCCCAAUCCUUCGCGACCAGGCCUGGAGCGAACUGCCGGUUCCCUUUGGCCUCAAGAAUGAGCUGGGUGUCAAGUACGACUUACUGCAAAUCUUCAUCAUCCCACAGGAGAAUGGCAAACAUUGCUUGGUAAAACACAUCUUCCUUCCGGAUGCCAAGGUCAAAGCUUCCCUUUUCCAUGAAGUCGUCUAUGGCACUGUUUCCAAAAAAGGCUCCCACGCACCUCCAGAAAGAUCGGAGGAGGAGUUGGACAAGGGUUUCGCCUUCAUCCGCGAGCAUGGUGUGAGAGAUAACGGCAAUCUCAAACAUCUCGCUACGGACGCCACCAUGUCGCAGCUCAUUGCCCGCUAUGACCUUGUUAUCUCGGAUUUUGAGGAUGAGGUCCAGGAGACUAGGUACUGGGGCGGUGAAGGGCAGUACCGGAGUGCCAGUGACUUCGACUACUUCAGUGGAUGUGAUGUUUCGCAGGUCGACGGGAUGGCCAUUCUGAAGCGCUCUGUCUUUCUUAUCUUUGCCAGGAACAUCAUCUACUGGCCAUUCGUCAGCACGACAAUCCCACCGCAGCACCCACUGUCUCGCUACCUGACUCCCAUCGAACUUGAUUCCCCGUCUCCUCCUGCGAAGAAGGCCCAUGUUGAUGAACUCAGUGAACCUUUGCACGUGCAGACCAUGAACCCUGACUUCGCUGGCUUCCAGUCUGCAGCUGAUGAGGACGAAGAUGUCUCGGAUCCAAUCCCGUCCUUUGGUUCCCGUCCAGACAUGUUUCUUUCCCAAGAGCUCGAGCAGAUCAUUGAUGAGACUUUUCCAGACGAAAUGGACAUUGCCUCGCCCGGCCCAGAGGAGUUUCUCAACAUGGGCACCAGACUCAAACCAUGGACCUAUUGCUCGGUGAAGAAAAUCUUUGCGUACAGGUGCACCAGGAAGUCUUGCAUGAAGCGAACGCAGCCACCGGACUUCCAUCCAAUUUUCCUCCAAGGACGUGGGAACAGCAAGACUAGCCUGCAGCUCCAGACAGCCAUCCUCUAUUGUGCCGUUAUUGGUCUUUCCGCCGUCCAGACACACUUCCUUCUGGAUGUGGAUCACAAGCCAGUCGAGAGGAUCUUCACUAAUCUCGAUAUCGCAAAAGCGCGCUACGUAGUCCACAAGGAGAAGAGCAUCCAAUACGGAGGGUGGAAGGAUGUUGAAGCUGACGAAGUUGAUCUUGGCAAAGGCAUCUUUCCCAACCCGAGAAGCCCACUCAUAAUGCCAGGUCGGAACAGUGGGGUGGCAUGA
Molecule: messenger RNA, 1500 nt
Organism: Symbiodinium necroappetens
Lineage: Eukaryota; Dinophyceae; Suessiales; Symbiodiniaceae
Source: the annotation of a GenBank genome assembly